Molecule: messenger RNA, 2586 nt
Organism: Phytomonas sp. EM1
Lineage: Eukaryota; Euglenozoa; Kinetoplastea; Trypanosomatida; Trypanosomatidae
Source: the annotation of a GenBank genome assembly
AUGCCCACUUAUACAAUUUUUUGCGACAACAUCCCCAACGGCAGGGCCUUCUGCCAGAUCAAUGCAUCAGUUACCCUCAUUGAUGCAUUACCGGAUUUGUUUAAGCAGCUUCGCCUAUGCGAGGCUAAUUUUGGUACUGUGGACCCUCAUGGGUCUACGCUCUUUCUUUUUGACGAGUUCAUUGGGAAGACCACUGCAAAGGUCGACUUGACUCAAUCUCUUCAUGAGCAGGGUGUCCUAGACGGUGCCUCACUUUAUCUCGCAAUGCCGGAGGCUAACUUAUCCGAUGACGGCGCAGCGCCGGUGCCCAUGACCGAAAACCAAGUUUCCUCUCACUCAUUUGCGCAGUCCAACACGUCGGAGCUCCCAAUGACUUUUUCCCAAUCGCCCGGUAACAAACCCCAAAGCAUCCUCGAUGGGGAGGAGCAGAGCCGCACACCGGCCCCCAUUAGGCCUCCCAGUAUUACCACCACGUCGUCCUCGGUGCGGCGCCGGACGUGUAACAGCCUGGGCAGCACCCAGACGCUGCGUGUGCAGCUGGACCCCGAGACACAUAUCAUCGAAGUUCCAUGUAUGACUUCCCCCGAGCCUUUGAUGAUUCCGAGCGCCAAAACGAUGAACGGCAUGGUUGUGCAGACCCUUGCGGAUAUUGGCUCCGAGUUCUGUCCACACCUCCGCCCGAUGCUGCAGUAUUUAGCCAGCUUAAUCCUUACCCGUCGCCCCAAAGACCCCGAACAAUGCAUUAUAGAUCACCUUGAUGGAAAGCAUCUAGGCGACUCACAGGUAGCCUCGAACGAUCGCUUUUCUCAUGCGAGACGCGAGAGCGACAGAAUGCAGGAGGGCGCCCAAGGUGAAGUCUACGAUGCUAACAGUAGUGCAUCGAAUGAAACGACUUCGCGGAAGUCUGGCGAGCAUCCCCACCGCCAAGAGCGAGCCACAGCACCGUCAUUGACGUCUUCUUUCUUAUCGAAUGGGCCGAAGACCGUUGCUGAACGCUUAGCCUCCGCGGCUCCGCCCGGUCCUGGCCGCAAAUUUCUUCUAAAGCUGGCAAAGCUUCUCUUAGACGUCAAACCUCGCGAUUCUGAGGAGUACUUGUGCACGCGACUGGAGGGUCGUUGCUUCAGUGAGGAAGUGGUCGCCACGAAUGCGCUGAUGCACUCCAUCAGUGGGCUUCUCCUAGCGCCGCCCAAUGACCCCACGGAGCUCAUGCUACUGAAGGGGGUGCCGGUGGACUCGCCAGGCUACACGGUGGCGGUUAAUGCCCUUUCGCUGCUCUUUGGUAAAAAACCGUCUAACCCUAUCAACUAUCUUUUCGACCAUUUUAUACACCGAUGCCGAUCGAGCACGGUCCACUCCGGCGCCUCUUCAAACAGACAUCACACUGAGGACGACUCUGCCAGCAGCGUCUCGCACAACUUGUGCUGCUCCUAUGUAGAAAACGCCGAGGGCGAGCGCGAGGUGGAGCCUAUGAGCAGCGCAGAGCAUGAACUGUGCAUGAGCAACUUCCUCAAGGUGAUCCAGAGCCGCUGCUCGCAGGAGGGCUUGACGCCACCUUGCAGCAUUGAUCUUCGUCGGUUGAUGUCGUCCUCGCUUGGAUGGGGACGGGAUCGGCAGGGCGGGGCUCGUAACCAAUCCGCAUCUACCAAGGAGGCUAGCACCCAAACCCUCCUGCAAUUUGGAAUCCCCCGCUCUCAACCUCGAGAAGACACCAGUGGCAACAAAGCGGAACCCAGGCUUAUUAACGCGUCCGUUGGUUCUUCACCUAAAGGCGGGGUGAUGUCAGCUUUUCCAGUAGGUGCGCAAUCCUGUGGCGCUGAUAAGGAUACUAAGCAGGGCUCCGGGACUCCAUUUAAUCCAACAUUUAAGCCCUUGGGGUUCACGUUUGGUUCCGAUCUGCCUUCUGAGGCAGUGCCUUCUACACAGGUUAAGCAUUCUAUUGCUUCAGGAAAAGGCGCGACACAAGAGAGAACCACCUCUCCCAUGCAAAAAACGACCUCGUCUUCUCAGGGCUUCACGGCGAAUUUGCCACAGAUGUCGAUCCCGUUGGAGGAACAGACCCGCAUUUGUGCAGAAUUCGAUCAGUUACGGCUUCGUGGUGAGCUGCGGCAGGAACGUUUAAUGCACGAAAUCGCGACGUUGCGUCGUGAGAAAGAAUAUCGGGAGAGUAUUGCCACGAUUUACGACGGGGCCUCUGAAAAGAGCGCCGCCCAGGCCGCUGCGGAGGCUCUUUAUCAAGCGGAGUGCCACUUAAAAUUUUUGCAGGAUCACGAUCGUACGCUGCGGGAGAUGAUGCAACGUCAUUUGCGAGCAGUUUCCCUUGCCACAACAGCGCACGCGGGUUCUGCCCAACCUUCAAUAACUCCACUGCAUCCCUUCUCGCUAUGCCAUUCUCUUUACCCGCCAUACACCGCCACUCCCGCAGCACAGGGGUUUGGCUUACCACGAUCGAGCAUUCGUUCUGAUGAAUUCGCGGCUACAGAGCUGGAGAUUUUAAAAAAGUGUGUGGAGUUGCUUGCUUUAGAACAGUAUCGAGCUAGGGGUUAUGCAGGAGGGGGAGAUCCCGAAUUUGGUGGUGUCUACAGCUAA